This is a messenger RNA of Lentinula edodes (shiitake mushroom), 777 nucleotides long. Its product is annotated as snodprot1. The transcript is spliced from 2 exons. The coding region runs from base 247 to 672 and encodes 141 amino acids. The record is from RefSeq and is a predicted model, not a curated record. Lineage: Eukaryota; Fungi; Basidiomycota; Agaricomycetes; Agaricales; Omphalotaceae.
AGCUUGCAUCAUUAAUCGACGAAGCUAAGAAUGUAGCACGAACAUCUGACUUUGGUCAGAAGAGCAAGCCUUCGUGAAUCUGUACACUUUCGAAAGAUCUGGAAGACUACUAAGGAAUGUUGGACACUUGUUUGGAACACAGAAGGAAUAAAUCCGCGAGGAAUCUCCUAAUUGACCCAGUCUUUUAUUGGCAGAGAGUUCAGAAGCAAGGCUGUGAAUCAUCUUUGUCCCCCAACCGGUAUCAUCAUGAAGCUUUCCGUCUUCGUCCCUAUCCUUACAGCAGCCACUACUUUGGCUGAUCAGCUCCGUUUUGACACCACCUAUGACAACGCCAACCAAUCUCUUAGCACCGUAGCAUGCUCAGACGGUGUAAACGGUCUCCUUACAAAAGGUUUUACAACCUUCGGCUCUUUACCUACUUUCCCCAACAUUGGAGGUGCAAGCGCUGUCACAGGAUUUAACUCGCCCAACUGUGGGUCAUGCUGGAACGUUACUUUUACCAACUCUACGACAGGGGACUCGACUACCUUGAGCAUUCUGGCGAUUGAUGUGGGCAGCGGAUUCGUUGUUUCGCAGGAGGCGAUGGACAACUUGACGAAUGACAAUGCAGUUGCAUUGGGUGUUGUGAAUGUUGAUUCGGUUCAAGUAAAUGCAUCGGUAUGCGGGCUCUGAAUCGCAGAGCUAGUUCACGAUUGAAGAACAUUCAUUCGGACGCGGAGAUUUAAAUGAUCGUAUUUCGGACCAGUUGGUCACAUAUGUAAAUAUAGCAAGAUGAGU